AUGGCGAGUGCGCCGCAAUCAACAAAGUCCUCGCCGACUAAAGGUCGACAGAGACCGCCGAUACAGGAUCCAUUGGAGCAGGCAGGGUUUGUUUCGAAAGGAGAUGUCAAGCUGCUCGAUCCAAAGGCACAACAGCUGUACUAUGAGAAAAUCAUGGAGAGAUACAUGAAGUUUUGUAACGACUAUUCAAAUGAUGUUGAUGCAGCCUUUGCUUCGCUCCCUAAAAAUAGAUCCGACGAUUCGACCAGGAAUCCGCCAGUGCCCAAUGCCCCUGUCGCCAUUAGAGAUCCCUCGUCACGUCAUGCUGCACCGGCUGCACCCACACAAAACAAGUUUGUUCGACCCGAGAACCUGACCGAUUCGGCAGCGAAGGACCUUUCGGUAUUGCUACUCUCGCUCCGGAAACUGCGAGAAGGCGUGAUUGCAACCGCGUCCAAGACUCCCGUGGCGUUUGCACAGCAGGUUCACAUAUUCUGCAUUCGAACCGGAAUUCUGGCAGGCCACCCUCCAUCCUAUUAUCCUCCAUUGAAGCGUUUGCUGCAGGUCCUCCACGGACCCUCGAAUCCCCUGAGUGAACCGGAUUUGCACGAGUUUACCUCCUACCUAAUUUUAGACUAUGCCUGCCGGCAAAAUGAGCUUCAUCUUGCAUUUGAUCUCCGUGCAAAGUCCAAGGCCGAUUUCGGAUUUAACAAUACUACCAUCAACAAUGUCCUCUCUGCCUUGAUGCAUGACAACUGGGUCCUUUUUUGGAAAUCUGGAAGGGGUGUGGAUGGGUAUACGAGAUCACUGAUGAGUUGGGCUGAAGGCUUUGUGCGCAGGAGAGCUCUCAAGGCUAUCGCUAGAGCUUAUCUCUCAGUGGACCUGAGCUAUAUUAUUGAAUGUUGCACGGGCUCAGAAGACGGCUGCACAUGGGAGGAAUUGGUUGAACAGGAAGGCAUGGGCUGGAAAUUAGAGGGCAACAAGGUGAUAAUACGGAUAAGGAAACCCGCGGCCAAGGCAAAGUGA
Messenger RNA from Microsporum canis CBS 113480, 1005 nucleotides. RefSeq lists its product as hypothetical. The coding region runs from base 1 to 1005 and encodes 334 amino acids. The record is from RefSeq and is a predicted model, not a curated record. The transcript is spliced from 2 exons. Lineage: Eukaryota; Fungi; Ascomycota; Eurotiomycetes; Onygenales; Arthrodermataceae.